GAAGAAAAAAAAAAAAAAAAGUUAAAAAGUGUCCUGCUCCGCUGAGAAUUCGGCUUUUUUAGGGAGGGCCUGGAAGAGAACGGCAGGGCGCGUUAAGUCAUUCAUUCGCAGUCCUCUGCGCUCUUGCCUUCUUCAGUCCUUCGCUGUGUUUUGUCAAAGUUUACCAAACCGUUAAAAUUUUAAACAGAGGGUUUGUGGAUCUCGUCGCUUCCAGGCACGUCCAAGAAGAGAAGUGUAAGAAGGACCGAAAUGGCGCCGCUGGCCCGUGCGAGUGACACCGUGGAGGUGAUCGGGGUCCUGGGUGGGACCGUGACUCUCCCCAUCCUCAACAUAGACGGAAACAUAGAUGGAAAUGCAAUAGGCUGGUUUAUUGGGAAUGAACCCAUAGUGACUGUGGACCUUAAGGAUCCUUUUCAACCUGUGUUUCAUAAACAAGAAUUCCAAGAACAUUUUGCUGUUUCCGAGAGAGGCCACGUGCUCAGCAUCUCCCAGGUGCGGAUAGAGGAUGCCGGAAUCUAUUCUGUAACCAUUGGGGAUAAAACAUUCACCUUCGACCUCCAGGUGUACAGGGAGCUGGCAGAGCCCACGGUGACCUGCGAGGCCCAGAACUGCUCGGACGGGAGAUGCAGCUUCUCCCUGCGCUGCUCCACACCCGGCGCUGGCCUCGGGAACGUCUCCCACAGGUGGGGGAUGCGGGAUCAGCUAUUGGCUGAGGGCCCCAUGCUGCUGGUGAAUGAAUCACUCUCGGAUAAGCUGGAGCGUCUGACGUGCACGGCACGGAACCCCGUCAGCACCAUGAAUGUCACUAUCACCACCCCCAUGGUGCUCUGCUCAGCAAACACCACGGACCCUCCCAGCCCAGGUGCCAACUCCAGCAGCUGGAUCAGGAUCGGCGUCGUAGCCGGGGUUGAAAUUGCGUUGCUGUUAUCAAUUUACCUCGUGUUCUACUGCAAAUCCAAAGAUUGA
Messenger RNA from Passer domesticus (house sparrow), 966 nucleotides. Its product is annotated as SLAM family member 9-like. The record is from RefSeq and is a predicted model, not a curated record. Lineage: Eukaryota; Metazoa; Chordata; Aves; Passeriformes; Passeridae. The transcript has 6 exons. Bases 250 to 966 code for a protein of 238 amino acids.